Messenger RNA from Brettanomyces nanus, 1578 nucleotides. RefSeq lists its product as uncharacterized. The coding region runs from base 1 to 1578 and encodes 525 amino acids. Gene Ontology annotation, biological process: mRNA splicing, via spliceosome. Gene Ontology annotation, molecular function: zinc ion binding; RNA binding. Gene Ontology annotation, cellular component: spliceosomal complex. NCBI's taxonomy places the organism in Eukaryota, Fungi, Ascomycota, Pichiomycetes, Pichiales, Pichiaceae. The record is from RefSeq and is a predicted model, not a curated record. The transcript is spliced from 2 exons.
AUGCUAAUAGAACUUGAUCUUAUUGAGUCCUCCAUUACAAAGCGAAUCCGGAGGAACCCUGAUAUCUAUAUUCCUUCUAUAACUUCAAAGGACCAUGGCAUCCUUGGUAGAAAGAAAAGGAUAUCACCUAGCGAAACCUUGUUACAGCAGCAUGAAAUCAAACAUUUCAUAGAUAGAUACAAGAUUCAGGUGAAAAAACUAUCCAAGCUUUCUUCUGAAAUGGAUGCCGAUUUAACAGAUGAGUUAAAAGUGAUGAAAAGUGAAGAGGCUUUUGAGAUCUUCGUGAAACUUUACAAGAAGUCUAUUGAAGAGGAUAAAAAUCAGGCAUUUCUAAAGACUAAGAAAGAUUGGCAGAUAUACGAUAUGUUCUCUUCAAAUGAUGACUAUCUCGAACUACGACAAAGGUUUGACGGACAGAAAACGAAUGACAAAGAAAUCAGUAAAAAGAAAAGGCAUCUCUAUAGAGUGCUUAGUGAGUUUUGCAAAGACAUGACGUUGUCUUCGAUUUUUUCCCGUACAGAAGAGUUUGGGAAAUACCUAGAUCUACACACACAGUACAAGAAGUGGCUAGUGCUUCCGAGAAUCAAGCCAAUCAAUACCGACAAAAUUCCUGGAUAUUUGGAGUACCUUGGUGAAAUCACUAAAUUUGACGAUGAUUUGUUCAACAAGAGUGAUCAAUAUUACGAAUAUCUAAUGGAUCUAUCCGCAUACAUUGAAAGAUACUGGAUUAAAAUAAAUCCAUUAAUGAGACCGGAAAGAUCUCUCGUGAGUAUCAAAAAUCGAUUUACAGAAAUGCACUUCAAGGAACCAAGAGAACAAGGUAUUUAUUGCAUGGCUUGCAAGAAGACAUUUGCGAAGGAUACCGUGUAUAACUCCCAUCUUAAUGGUAAGAAACAUCGGAAGUCUGUGACUGAGAAUCGCAGGGGAGAGGUGCUAAAGUUAGAGUAUUUCAUUAAAGAGGUACUUACUACCUUAUUAGCAGAUCAGAUGUCAAAGACACAAAGCGAAACAGAGAGAUUUAAUCUACUUACUGUAAGAGAACGGCAGAUGGAGUUGACCAAAAUACAGGAUAUUUCGCUUUACGAAAUAGACUAUUUUGCAACAGACUCUGAUGACGAUGUUGUGGGAGCAGACGCAGAAGCAUAUGGCUCAAAUGCAAAUGGAAAUAUCGAGGAUGACGAAGACGGUCAUGGCCAAAAUUACAAUCCACUCAAUCUUCCAUUAGGCCCAGACGGGUCACCAAUACCUUACUGGUUAUGGAAGGCCAGUGGAUUGGGACUGGAAUUUGGUUGUGAGGUUUGUGGAAAUAUCGAGUACCACGGAAGACGUGCUUUCAGCAACCAUUUUUCCGAACCAAGACAUGUAAAUGGUUUGCAGAUGCUCGGUGUUACCGAGGAUUUUUCUCUCUACAAGGACUUGAAUAAAAUUGAUGAUGUGCUAAAAUUACUAGGGAAUCUUCAGAAGAGGCAGCGUGAAAUUAUUCAUCUUAAAGAGUCUGGCGAGGAAGUUGAAGAUGAGGACGGAAAUGCACUCAGCAAAAAGGCUUACCAGCAGUUGAAAAAACAGGGAUUGUUAUAA